Molecule: messenger RNA, 5754 nt
Organism: Colletotrichum gloeosporioides
Lineage: Eukaryota; Fungi; Ascomycota; Sordariomycetes; Glomerellales; Glomerellaceae
Product: putative ABC transporter ATP-binding protein
Exons: 3
Coding region: 1-5754 (1917 amino acids)
Cellular component (GO): membrane
Molecular function (GO): ATP binding; ABC-type transporter activity; ATP hydrolysis activity
Source: RefSeq, a predicted model, not a curated record
AUGGCUGCUGACCACAAGCUGUCGCAAACCACUCCGCCAGCCGACGAUCAACCUGCUGUGGUCGACGUUGACAAAAUCGAUCGCGCAAGCUCCGUCGACACAACGAUGGACCAAAAUACGCUGGCUGAUCAGACGGGUCUGGCGCGCCGAUUCUCUCUCUCCGGCGCCGGCCACAUCUCUCUCGACGAUGUUGAGGCUGUCGACGUUCAGAUUCGCGACCUGGCAGUGAGCGUGGACACCUCGCCUUCAUGGUUCGACCCUGCAACAUACUUAGAGCUUGCAAAGGCAAAGUUUAACCCCCAGUCGAGCUCCAAAACCUUGUUGCAACAUGUCAGCGCUUCCCUGCCCGCCGGGACCCUGACAGCCAUCAUCGGCGGAAGUGGCUCCGGCAAGACGACGCUGCUCAACACCAUGUCGGAGCGUAUGUUCAGCACUCGAUUGUCGCAGGGCGGGUCUAUUACUUUCAAUGGAAACGAGGGCGUACACAAUGCUCGCCAUGCGUAUGUCAUGCAGCAGGACAUUCUUCUGCCGACCUUGACUGUGCGUGAGACACUGCAGUAUUCUGCUGACCUGCGAUUGCCGCCGCCAACGACCGCCGAGGAGCGACGGCGCAUCGUCGAAGAAGUCAUCCUGGAAUUGGGACUGAAGGAAUGCGCCAACACAAGAAUAGGAAACAACCAGCAUCGCGGCUGUUCUGGGGGUGAAAAGAGGAGGGUCAGCAUUGGCGUGCAGCUUUUGGCAAACCCUUCGGUAGUUUUUCUCGACGAACCUACAACCGGUCUUGAUGCGACGAGCGCAUUCCAGUUGGUACGAACUUUGAAGAAGCUGGCCACGAAGGGAAGGACGGUCAUCACCACGAUCCACCAGCCUCGAUCCGAGAUUUGGGACCUCUUUGACAACCUGAUCAUUCUCACCAAGGGCAGCCCGGUAUUCUCUGGCCUUGCCAAGGACUGCGUACCAUGGUUCGAGGGUAUGAAUUUCAAGCUUCCCCCAUUCGUCAACCCGGCCGAGUACGUUAUCGAUGUCGCUGCCAUUGACAACCGCACACCUGAGCUCGAGGAAGAAUCGACAGCUCGAGUUGAUCGCCUGAAGGCGGCGUGGAACCAUGAGAGCCAGCGAAAAUACGCGCCAUCGGAAAAGGCCGUGGAGACAUCAGGCCGUAGACAGAGUCUCAAGUCUGCGACCACGAAGCAUGCCACAUAUGGCCGACAGCUUCGCGUGUUGACCGAUCGAACUUUCAAAAUCACCUACCGCGACCCCAUGGGCAUGGCCGCCGCCAUCAUGGAAGCCAUUUUGAUGGCAAUCAUUACCGGCUACAUCUUUUACGAUCUGCCUAAGGACCUAUCUGGUAUCCGAUCUCGGCAAGGUGCACUCUACACCAUUUCCGGUCUGCAGGGUUACCUGAUGCUCGUGUUUGAGGUGUACCGCCUCACAUUGGACAUCCCGACAUACGACCGCGAACACAGCGAACACUGUGUUGAUGCCAUUCCUUUCCUCCUUUCACGCCGCCUCGCCCGGCUCUUCACCGAAGAUCUCCCUGUGCCGUUUCUUUUCUCGGUCAUCUUCUACUUCAUGGCCGGCUUCGACAACGACGCCACACAGUUCUUCACCUUCUUUGCCAUCACCCUCAUCAGCCAUUACAUCGCAGUCACAUGCGCCAUGACGUGUGUGACAGCAUCUCGCAAUUUCCCGGGCGCCAGUUUGAUUGCAAACAUGGUGUUUACCCUGCAAAGCAUGGCUUGCGGAUAUUUCAUCCAGUCCAACACGAUACCGGUCUAUGUGAGAUGGCUCAAGUGGAUUACGUAUCAGUUCUACGGGUUCGGCGCUUAUUGCGGCAACGAGUUCACAAACGCGCUGUAUGAUUGUCCCUUUGAGGGGGGGUUCUCGAAUCCAGAGUGCAACCAGUAUACCGGUAACUUUGUGAUGAACUCCCUGGGGUUUCCGCCGAACUGGACCUGGCGCCCAAUUAUCAUAAUGGCUUCUUUCGUCGUCUUCUUCUGCCUGAUAUCUGCCUUUGGCCUUCAGUUUAUCAAGCAGGAGAUGACCAUCGCCCGCGCCCGGGUUUCCGACACCGAUCUGUCGGCAGGCAAGGAAAAGAUGAAAGUACGCUCCAUCUCGGAAAUGCGCACUAUCGAUGUUGGCCUGGAUGAAUUUGCCUUGGACCUGGAUAAGAGAGCUCCAUCGGGGAAGAAGCUUCCAAGAAAGACCAUUCUCAACCCAGUCAACACGACCUUCCAGGCUGGAAAGCUGAACAUCAUCAUGGGCCCUUCGGGCAGCGGCAAGACUUCCCUUCUGAACGCCAUGGCCUUGCGACUUCGCAACAGCAUCGGCACGCGGUACCUGCCGUCCGGCAAGCUGACUUUCAACGGAGCUGCUCCGUCCAACGCGGUGAUCCGUUCCGUGUGCUCCUAUGUUUGUCAGGAUGAUGAUGCGCUAUUGCCGUCUCUGACUGUUCGCGAAACUCUUCGAUUCUCAGCUGGUCUCCGCCUACCCUCACACAUGAGCAAGGACGAAAAGUGCCGACGCGCGGAGGAAGUGCUCCUUAAGAUGGGUCUUAAGGACUGCGCGGAUAACCUCGUCGGAAACGAGCUGGUCAAGGGUAUUUCUGGCGGCGAGAAGCGACGGGUCACCAUCGCCGUACAGCUUCUCAGCGAUCCCCGAGUGCUCCUUUUGGAUGAGCCUACCAGUGGUCUAGACGCCUUUACGGCCAAUUCCAUCAUGGAAGUGUUGCAAGGUCUCGCCAACGAAGGCCGGACGCUCAUCUUGACUAUCCACCAAGCUCGUUCCGACCUGUUCCAGCACUUCGGCAACGUCCUUCUCCUCGCUAGAGGUGGCUCCGCAGCGUACGCCGGGCCAGCAAAAGACAUGCUGGCGUAUUUCACCCGCCAGGGAUUUGAGUGUCCUGCGCACAGCAACCCUGCCGACUUUGCACUUGAUCUCAUCACCAUCGACCUGCAACACGAGCAGAGAGAAGCUGAGAGCCGUGAAAAGGUCAGAAAGCUUGUCGAGGCAUGGCGAACACAAUCUGGCAGCGACCUUCAAGAAACGUUGGAUAAGCGCCUCCCGGGCAUCGAAGAAGGCGAAGAGGGCAACUCCACGAAGUCGGUAAAGACGCAAAGCCUUGAUGCCAAAGCAGAUGAAGCUCAAGACGCCAUUACAAAAUCACCCUCUAAUGUUCCCUCCAUUCCCCGGAAAUCCUUCAACAAGGCGUCCCUGGCCACUCCUGCAGAACUAGGCGCCCUGGUCCGCAAACGCGCCUCCUUCGUCACGGCCUUUCCCAUCCUCUUGCAUCGAGGCCUCAUCAAUUUCCGCCGGCAGCCACCACUCCUCGUCGCACGCAUAGCGCAAGUGGUGUCCCUUGGCAUCGUCCUCGCUCUCUUCUUUGCACCGCUCAAGAAGGACUAUUUUUCGGUCCAGAACCGCAUGGGUUUCAUCCAAGAAAUCGCCGCCUUCUACUUCGUGGGGAUGCUGCAGAACGUCGCCGUGUUUCCCGCCGAGCGCGACGUCUUCUAUCGCGAGGACGACGACGGAGCGUACAGCGUGGAGGCCUUUCUUGCUGCCUACUCUGUCCUCGAGUUCCCGUUCGAAAUUAUUAGCUCCCUCAUCUUUGGUGUGCUGGCAGACUUCGCAGUCGGUCUCCCGCGGACGGUGGAGAUGUACUUUGUCUGCUCCUUUGCCUGCUUCGGCAUCGUUUCCUGCGGCGAGUCGGUGGGCAUCAUGUUCAACACGCUUUUCAAUCACACCGGUUUCGCCGUUAACAUCAUCUCCGUCUUGAUGUCGGUCGCAAACACUAUGGCGGGUAUCAUGUCUAUUGACAUGCCGCGGCUGUACAAGAUCUUCAACUACCUGUCUCCGAUUAGAUAUGCCACGCGCGCAGUCGCGCCGUACAGUCUACGAGGCAUCGAGUUUUCCUGUAAUGACGACCAGAGGCUGCCCAAUGGGCAGUGCCCAAUCGAGACGGGCGAGGAGGUUUUGCAGCUAUACAAGUUCAACGUCAACCCCAACGUCAACAUUGCGGCGUUGGCGGGGUGCGUCAUCAUCUACCGCAUUCUCCCCUUGACCAACGACGGCCCGCCGGCCUCGGCCCCGCGUCGCGCAUCGGCGUGGUGGUCCCUCCUCCCGGCCGCCCUCCUCCUGACAUACCUCCAUUCCCCGUCCGCGAUCCCAAUCCCCUCCUUCACCCACCCCAGCGCCGGCUCGUCCGCCGCGCCGGCCUGCCACCAGGUCGACCCCCUCUUCCCGACCCUCACUACCGCGGCCCUCUCCGACUUGGACAAGUUCCUCGACACGCCCAAGUUCCGCAACGAGACCAUCGCCCGUCUCUCCGGGGCCAUCCAGAUCCCCACCGAGUCCUUCGACAACUACGGCAAUGUCGGCGUGGAUGACCGCUGGGACAAGCUCUUCGCCUUCUCGGCGUACCUCAAAAAGACCUUCCCCAAGGUCCACGAGCAGCUCUCCCUCGAGCGCGUCAACACCCACGGCCUGCUCUACACCUGGACCGGCUCCGACGCCUCCCUCAAGCCGACCGUGCUGAUGGCCCACCAGGACACCGUCCCCGUCGCGCCCACCACCAUCGACAGCUGGACGCACCCGCCCUUCAGCGGCGCCUACGACGGCUACUUCGUCUGGGGCCGCGGCGCCAUGGACUGCAAGAACUCCCUCAUCGGCAUCCUCGAGUCCGUCGAGCUGCUCCUCGCCGCCGGCUUCGCCCCCAAGCGCACCGUCGUCCUCUCCUUCGGCUUCGACGAGGAGAUCUCCGGCGAGCGCGGCGCCGGCCACCUCGCCCCCUUCCUCCUCGAGCGCUACGGCAAAGACGGCGCCGCCAUCCUCAUCGACGAGGGCUCCGGCUUCGACUCCCAGUGGGGCCAGACCUUCGCCCUCCCCGGCACCGCCGAGAAGGGCUACAUCGACGUCGAGGUCGUCGUCCGCACCCCCGGCGGCCACUCCUCCAUCCCGCCCCCGCACACUGGCAUCGGCAUCCUCUCCGAGCUCGUCACCAAGAUCGAGGGCAGCCCCUACAAGCCCGAGCUCCUCGAGGGCAACCCGUACCUCGGCAAGCUGCAGUGCGGCGCCUCGUACGCCCCGGAGUUUCCCUCUAACCUGAAGAAGCUCCUCCCCUCGGGAAGCCAGAAGACAUGCAAGCGCAGGUCGGACAAGCUCGCCGAGGAGGCGGCCAAGGCCGGCCCGCAGGUGAAGUACCUCUUCACGACCUCGGUGGCGACGGACAUCAUCGAGGGCGGGGUCAAGAUCAACGCGCUGCCGGAGCGGGUGCGCGUCGUGGUCAACCACCGCGUCAACGUCGGCGACAGCACCGAGUCGGUCAAGAAGCACAUCGCCGCGCUGGUCGCGCCCGUCGCGGAGAAGUACAACCUGACGCUGCACGCGUUCGACGGCAAGGAGACGCCGUCGAGCAUUUCGCUGAGCGGGAACGACAAGAAGCUCGAGCCCGCGCCGGUGACGCCCACGAGCGUGGAGGGCGUGACGCCGUAUGGCGUGCUGAGCGGGACGACGAGGGCGCUGUAUGGCGAGGAGGUGGUUGUCUCGCCGGGGAUCAUGACGGGUAACACCGACACGAGGUACUACUGGGACUUGACGGCGCACAUUUUCAGGUUCUUGCCUGGGUAUGAUCCGGAGAGUGAUGAGUGGGCGGGUAUUCACACCGUGGAUGAGAAGACGAGUGUCAAGGGGCAUAUUAACUUGGUCAAGUGGUACACCUCGUUCUUGAGGAACGUUGACGAGGCGGAAUUUGCGUAA